Molecule: messenger RNA, 1074 nt
Organism: Ilex paraguariensis (yerba mate)
Lineage: Eukaryota; Viridiplantae; Streptophyta; Magnoliopsida; Aquifoliales; Aquifoliaceae
Source: the annotation of a GenBank genome assembly
AUGUCAUCCCAAUUCAAAUUGGGUUUAGGGUUCUGGGUUUUGAGUUCAAUUUGUUUCACAGUCCAAUCAAAGUGUUCUAGAGGCUGUGAUUUGGCCUUUGGUUCAUACUAUGUGUGGCCGCAAUCGAAUUUAACCUUCAUAGCCGAAGUUUCCAACGAAUCGAUCAACGAUAUUCUCAGUUACAACCGAGAAAUCCCAAAUCAAGACAGUGUUCAAUCCUACACCAGAAUUUACAUACCCUUUUCUUGUGAUUGUAUAAACGGGGAAUUCUUGGGGCAUGUGUUUAGGUACAAUGUUCGGUCCGGCGAUACGUAUAUUCGGGUUGCGGAAAAAUACUAUGCGAAUCUAACGACGGCGGAUUGGGUGGCGAGGUUUAACAGUUACGAUCCUAAUCGGAUUCCUGACACCAAUGCGACGCUUAAUGUGACGGUGAAUUGUUCGUGUGGGGAUAGUCGAGUUUCGAAGGAGUAUGGGUUGUUUGUCACGUACCCUUUAAGGCCUAAUGAGACUUUGGAGUCAAUUGUGGCGCAGACGAAUCUCACUGCGGAUGUUAUAAUGAGUUAUAAUCCCAAUUCGAAUUUUAGAGCCGGGAGUGGUCUGAUUUACAUUCCGGGCAAAGGAUUAUCAACUGGUGCCAUAGCUGGAGUUUCAGUUGCAUGUAUAGUAGUAGUGCUGUCAUUAGGAGGUUGCUUAUAUUUUGGAAUUUACAAGAACAAGAAGGUGCAGAACACUGUAAUGGUCUCAACAGCACCUGUAGGUCAAUCUCGUCAUGCUGCUCAUGCUUCUGGAGGUCCUGAAGCUGCGGGGUCCACUGGGUUUGCUGGUGCUUCUCCACGUCUUACUGGCAUAACUGUCGACAAAUCUGUGGAGUUCUCAUAUGAAGAGCUUGCGAAGGCUACUAAGGACUUUAGCAUUGCUAAUAAAAUUGGUCAAGGUGGCUUUGGUGCGGUUUACUAUGCCGAGCUCAGAGGCGAGAAAGCUGCAAUCAAGAAGAUGGAUAUGCAAGCAUCAAGAGAAUUUCUAGCCGAGUUAAAGGAAGUUUUUGACUGUCCUCUUGUAUGUGUUGUUUGCUAA